GCAGAAACGGUGUGCUUCCGAGGACAUCUUCAAUUUGUUUUUUGGAAACUUUUUGCCCAUCACCGAAUCCGUAAUAUUCGCGCGUUUAUUUUUUCCACGUUCUCAAAUAAUUGCCAACAUAAUGACCGUUCCAUGUGAUAUCGUCGACGCAUUUGUAAUGAAAUAUUUGUGCUCCAUGGGAAGUUAUGAAGCAGCAGAGAUGGUGUGGGAGGUUUUGCCUCUCACCGCUCGAAAGAAAAAACUUCCUGAAGGAUUGCGACAAUUUUGUCUCCUUGACAUCGUCACGCAGUUCAUCAGGAUCAAUGACUUGAGAUUAGCAUUGAGGGAUUUCAGACACAACAAGCUACCCUCCCCAGAUUUUUCCAGACUUUGGCUACUCAGCCAAAUCUGUGUUUUGCUGACCUUUGGUCAAACCAAAAUGCACUAA
Molecule: messenger RNA, 427 nt
Organism: Notodromas monacha
Lineage: Eukaryota; Metazoa; Arthropoda; Ostracoda; Podocopida; Cyprididae
Source: the annotation of a GenBank genome assembly